AUGGUCAAUAUUAUAACGCCUCCCAUAACGAAAAAAAAUAAAAAAUCAACUAAUACUAGCAAUUCAGGUUCUGCGGUCAGUACUAGAGAUUUAACAAAUGAGGAUGAUGCAUAUGAUGCCAUUUUUAGUGGUGAUUUUGGCUCUUUAAAUAUUGGCUCCUUUAUUGGUAAUGCUGACCCAGAUGACGGAAGCUAUGACGCUACUGAACAUUUACCUGACGCUAUAGAUUUUGAAGAUGAAGAUGAAUUAGCAGAUGAUGAAGAUGACAUACAGAAUAACAAUAACAACAACAACAAUAAUAAUAGCAUUAUUUUUAUGAAUAAUAAUGAAAAUGAUCAAAUUUCUGUUUCUCAGCAUAUAUUUGGUGUUUCUAAUGAAUUAAUAUUGGACCAUCAUCAAUCUAAUACUAUGGAUGAUAUUGGUUUUCCUGGUACUAAUACUUUCGAUCAUUUAGAUAUUAACAAUCCUAAUAUGAACAUGAAUAUCGGUAUAAGCACUGAUGAUAUCAGUAAUACUAAUACUAAUAAUAAUAAUAAUAACGAUAAUAAUAGCAAUAUUAAUCCUAAUCUUAAUCUUAAUCAUGAUAACGAUAAUAAUAAUAAUAAUGCUUUGUUUAUGAUUGAUAAUAAUAUAAGUACUAAUGAUAACGAAAAUGAUAAUAGUCAUACUAAUGAGGAUAUUAAUGUUAAUAAUAAUAGAAAUAGUAAUAAUAACCUUGAUCUAAAUGGUUCGGAAUCGUUAUCUGUUACUCAUAUAAAUAAUAUGGAUUUGGAUUUAACAAAUGGUUAUCCCAAGAUUAUAUCCUUUAACAAUGACAAUAACAGUAACAACAAUGACAAUAGUAAAAUAAACCAAAAUAAACUUAAUGAUGCGCACUCAUAUAAUUUAUUUGAUUUGAUGAUACAGCAUAAUAAUAACAAUAAUAACAUAAAUAUCCAAGAUUCUAAGAUACGAAAUCCAUCAAAUGACGAGGAUAUGAAAAAAUUUAAAGAACGUAGAGAUAGUCUCUUAUUACAGUAUUACUUCCCCACUUAUAAAAAGGGUAAAGUACUGAAAUGGAAUAGUUGUAUCUAUCGUAGAAGGAACAAUUAUCAAUAUCAAUCAAAAUUAUUGGUGUCAUUACUGUGUCCAAAUGGUAACAUGGAUGAAGUUAAAUCCUUCUGCCCAACUAAUUUGAAAUUUAAAGUUCAGCAAGAUCAAAAAAGAUUAUUUAAUAAUAUGGACUAUUCUACUUUAUUCAAUGAAUCCAAAAGAAAACUAAAAAAUUAUGGGAUCAAGUGCGUUCCAGUUUCGCAAAGAUUCUCAGACCCACUUGUAGAGACUGAAAUGAAUUCAAAGGAUGGGGAGGCAGGAACAAAAAAUAACGAGAUAGUUGAUAAUCAGUUGAACACAUCCGAUGACCUUUUAAUUGCCAUUCAAAAAUGGGACGAAAAUAAAAUUAUUCAUUUUGAUAGUGAUAAUAAUAGUAAUAAGGAGAAUAGUGUUAACACCAAUAAAUUAGUGUCUCCAUUUGAUUAUAAUGAAGAUUGGAACGAAGAUGACUUAAUUGACGCCAAACUAUCAAUGGCAAAAUUCGCAGAACUAAAUAUGAAUGAUAGCAAAUUAUUGUUGGUCCUUAAUAAAGAAAAUGAUUUAAAGAAAAGGGAACAAGAAUCCAAAUUAUCUAACCUAGCAACAAAAGAAUCUUUGCUUUUACAAAGAUUCAAUAUCUCCAACGAUCACACUUAUUCCAUCCUGAAACAUACUCAUAAGCCAAAAGUCCGUGCUACAAUAUCUAAUCUAAACAUAGAACAUUCACAACCUGCAAUUAACCUACAAUCACCCUUCUAUAAAGUUAAUUUGCCAAGAACACAAUUAAGAUUUUUUCAUAGACCUAAGUUCAGUCCACAUGUACGUAUUGGUUCCACUAUCACCUUUAGUAAAUUGAAAACAAGAAAAAGAAAGAAGGAUAAAGGUAAAAGCGUUCGUGAAUCAUUUGCCACAACUCAAGAUCUUACUGUUGGUGAUUCGGCUGCAAUAUAUUUAAUGGAAUAUUCUGAGCAGACGCCCCUGGCACUAUCUAAAUAUGGUAUGGCAAAUAAACUGAUCAACUAUUAUAGAAAGACGUCAGAAGAUGACACCUUGCGUCCUAAAUUAUCUGUUGGGGAGACACAUGUUCUUGGUGUACAAGAUAAAUCUCCGUUUUGGAAUUUUGGAUUUGUUGAACCUGGUCAUAUUGUGCCAACUUUAUAUAAUAAUAUGAUUCGUGCACCUGUUUUUAAACAUGAAGUAUCUGAUACAGAUUUUUUGAUGGUCAGAAGUGUCGGACAUGGUAUUAAUAGAUUUUAUUUAAGAAAUAUUAACCAUCUUUUUACUGUAGGUCAAACUUUUCCAGUGGUAGAAAUUCCAGGACCAAACUCCAGAAGAGUUACUUCUUUAAAAUCAAUCAGAUUAAGAAUGAUCGUUUAUAGAAUUCUAAAUAAGGUUCCUGAAAGAGCAAUAUCAAUUGAACCCAUCGCUAAACAUUUUCCAGAUCAAGAUUAUGGUCAAAAUAGGCAAAAGAUUAAAGAAUUUAUGAAAUAUCAAAGAGAAGGGCCAGAUAAAGGGUUAUGGAAAUUGAAAGAAGGAGAACCCUUCCUAGAUAAAGACAAUACAAAAAAAUUAUUGAGCCCUGAACAGAUUGCUGAAGUAGAAGCAAUGAGUCAAGGUUUACAAUUCAUGGAAGAUAAUGAGAAUUUUAAUUUUGAUGAUAAAUUGGUUAAAUUAGAAGAAAAAUUGUUACCUUGGAAUAUAUCUAGAAAUUUUGUUAACGCUACACAGAUGAGAGCGAUGGUUCAAAUUCAUGGUGUUGGUGACCCUACUGGCUGUGGUGAAGGUUUUUCAUUUUUAAAGACUUCUAUGAAAGGUGGUUUUAUUAAAUCUAAUAAUGAAUCUAGUAAUAACGAUUUGAUAAAGGGCAAAAAUGGUGCUCAUACUUACAAUAUUGUUCAACAGCAAAAGGCAUAUGACGAUGAAAUCAUUCGUACAUGGUAUACACACGCUAAAAGUUUAAGUAUUGUCAAUCCAUUUGAAGAACUGGAUGACCCAGAUUCAGUUAAUCCCACCAACAGACACGUGUUGACUCAUCGUGAUGAUAAUAAGAUACUUAGAAUUGUCAGAAAAAGACGUGAUGAGAAUGGUAUUAUUCAAAGAGAUACCAUAAUAAUUAGAGAUCCCCGUGUUAUUAAGGGCUAUUUAAAGGGUAAAGAACUAAGAAAGAAAUCAGUUGAUGUUGCUACUCUAUUGAAUAUGGAUGAAUCUAAGAUUGAUAACCUUGAUGAAAUAGAAUUCCAAAAGAAAGUGCUACAAAAUGAAUUAGCAUCUUUAGAAAAAUCACAACAAAGAAGAGCUGCUAGGGGAAAUAAGAAACGUUUUAAUGUUACUGCAGUUAAUAAUGCUACUUCUAAUACUACUAAUACUAAUAGUACUGGUAGUAAUAAUACAACUAAUAAUGUCAACUCUCUUGCCGGUAGUAGUGAAGGUAAAGGUCAUGGUAAGAACACAACAAGGCGCUGUGCUACUUGUGGACAGAUUGGACAUAUUAGAACAAACAAAUCAUGUCCAAUGUAUAAUGGUGGAAUAACUAGUAAUAGCAGCACUCCAGCGCCAAAUGUAAGUGACCAGUAG
Molecule: messenger RNA, 3645 nt
Organism: Arxiozyma heterogenica
Lineage: Eukaryota; Fungi; Ascomycota; Saccharomycetes; Saccharomycetales; Saccharomycetaceae
Gene: TAF1
Product: histone acetyltransferase
Exons: 1
Coding region: 1-3645 (1214 amino acids)
Biological process (GO): transcription by RNA polymerase II; RNA polymerase II preinitiation complex assembly
Cellular component (GO): transcription factor TFIID complex
Molecular function (GO): RNA polymerase II general transcription initiation factor activity; RNA polymerase II general transcription initiation factor binding; TBP-class protein binding
Source: RefSeq, a predicted model, not a curated record